AUGGCGUUGGUAGAUGCGGACUACAAGUUCCGGUGGAUACAGGUUAGUGAUGUAGGCUCCAGUUCCGAUGGGCAGAUAUGGAACCACUGCGAGCUGCGCCAAGCCAUAGAGGACGGUGUCAUCGGCAUCCCAGAUGCAGAUCCACUACCACACGAUGAUGUGGACACCCCAUUCUACAUCAUCGCUGAUGAUGCCUUUGCCAUGAGGACCUGGAUGAUGAAGCCAUUCGGCCGCAGGGGUCUCGACCACGAUGAGCUGGUCUUCAACUACCGCCUCUCCAGAGCUCGUCGUGUGGUGGAGAAUGCGUUUGGGCUCCUUGCAAACCGCUUCCGUUGUCUGCUGAGCACCCUGCAGGUGGACAUAGAUACAGUGAACCUCAUAGUCCGGACCUGCGUAGUCCUUCACAACUUCUUGCGGGAGAGAAUUGCUGAUGCCCAUGUGUUGGACCAGGAGGAUGCCAACCACAACGUUGUCCCUGGUUCCUGGCGCGACAAUGCCAACUUGCUGGACCUCCACCAACCUCAGGGUGGUAACCGGGACACCGCGGAUGCGAGCUCCAGCGCAUAUACCUGA
This is a messenger RNA of Gigantopelta aegis, 573 nucleotides long. RefSeq names its product putative nuclease HARBI1. The coding region runs from base 1 to 573 and encodes 190 amino acids. The transcript has a single exon. Lineage: Eukaryota; Metazoa; Mollusca; Gastropoda; Neomphalida; Peltospiridae. The record is from RefSeq and is a predicted model, not a curated record.